This is a messenger RNA of Cajanus cajan (pigeon pea), 691 nucleotides long. NCBI's taxonomy places the organism in Eukaryota, Viridiplantae, Streptophyta, Magnoliopsida, Fabales, Fabaceae. The record is from RefSeq and is a predicted model, not a curated record.
AUACAAGCCAAGAUAUCGAAUAAUCAAAGACAGAAUGGCAAGCAUGGGGUGUUUCAAUUCUGUCAUCUUAACCUUUCUCUUCUUUGUUGGCUUAAUGUCUUCUUCAUCUGAAGCUGCCAUAAAGAAAUACCACUUUGAUGUUCAAGUGGCGAAUGUGAGUAGACUAUGCCAUGCAAAGCCCAUUGUAACAGUAAAUGGGAGGUUCCCAGGGCCAACUAUAUAUGCUAGGGAAGGAGAUAGAGUCCUGAUUAACGUCACAAAUCAUGCACCAUACAACAUGUCGAUCCAUUGGCAUGGACUUAAACAAUACCGUAAUGGUUGGGCGGAUGGACCAGCUUAUAUCACACAGUGUCCAAUUCAGACAGGAAGUAGUUACACUUAUGAUUUCAAUGUUACGGGGCAGAGAGGAACCCUAUGGUGGCAUGCACACAUUCUGUGGUUGAGGGCCACUGUGUAUGGAGCAAUAGUAAUUAUGCCUAAACCUGGAACACCAUUUCCUUUCCCACAGCCAGCUAGAGAAUUUGAAAUUAUCCUAGGUGAAUGGUGGAACAAUGACGUGGAGGAGAUUGAAAACCAAGGGAACAACAUGGGGUUGCCACCAAAUAUGUCAGAUGCACAUACGAUCAAUGGGAAACCAGGACCAUUAUUUCCAUGUUCUGAGAAGCGUAAGGAAAUAUUUAGAGCUAGUUUG